AUGUAUUUCUUUCUUUCUUUCUUUCUUUCUUUCUUUAUAUUUCCCCUUUCUUUCUUUCUUUCUUUCUAUUUCUCCUUUCUUUCUUUCUUUCUUUCUUUCUAUUUCCCCUUUUUUUCUUUCUUUCUUUCUUUCUUUCUUUCUUUCUUUACUCUAUUAGUUUUUUUCUAUCUAUCUAUCUAUCUAUCUAUCUAUCUAUCUAUCUAUCUAUCUAUCUAUCUUCGCAUUUACUAUCUACCCGUAUAUCUAUUCUUUCUUUCUUUUUUUUCUUUCUUUCUUUCUUUCUUUCUACUCUCUGAUUAUCUACCUCUGUAUCUAUCUAUAUGGAGCUUAGCCUCAUUUUUUAUUAGUUUUUUUAUCUAUCUAUCUAUCUAUCUAUCUAUCUAUCUAUCUAUCUAUCUAUCUAUCCAGCUAUCGAUUUUCGCAUUUACUAUCUACCUGUAUAUCUAUUCUUUCUUUCUCUCUUUCUUUCUUUCUUUCUUUCUUUCUUUCUUUCUACUCUCUGUUUAUCUAUCUCUGUAUCUAGCUAUAUGGAGCUUAGCCUCUUUUUUCGUUCUUUCUUUCGUUCGUUCUUUCAUAUUUUCUAUCUACCUAUUCACUUGGCUAUCCAGAUUAGUCUGUUCAUAUCUAUCUAUCUAUCUAUCUAUCUAUCUAUCUAUCUAUCUAUCUAUCUAUCUAUCUUAG
Acanthosepion pharaonis is the source of this 681-nucleotide messenger RNA. Lineage: Eukaryota; Metazoa; Mollusca; Cephalopoda; Sepiida; Sepiidae. The record is from the annotation of a GenBank genome assembly.